This is a messenger RNA of Sander lucioperca (pikeperch), 573 nucleotides long. RefSeq names its product small nuclear ribonucleoprotein polypeptide E (gene snrpe). The record is from RefSeq and is a predicted model, not a curated record. The coding region runs from base 134 to 412 and encodes 92 amino acids. The transcript is spliced from 5 exons. Lineage: Eukaryota; Metazoa; Chordata; Actinopteri; Perciformes; Percidae. Gene Ontology annotation, cellular component: U4/U6 x U5 tri-snRNP complex; precatalytic spliceosome; U4 snRNP. Gene Ontology annotation, molecular function: RNA binding. Gene Ontology annotation, biological process: spliceosomal snRNP assembly; mRNA splicing, via spliceosome.
ACAUCCAUGCGCAUGCGCGGAAGGAACCCGCCAUUAAAAUAACCUCACAACGUGAGUGUUUCGUUGCAGUACACUCUACUACAAAAGGUGCAAUUUUUUAGCAUAUACCUACCGCUGGUAUUUUCUUGGAAGAAUGGCUUACAGGGGACAAGGACAGAAGGUGCAGAAGGUUAUGGUGCAGCCCAUUAACCUAAUUUUCAGGUAUCUACAAAAUCGCUCACGGAUCCAGGUCUGGUUGUAUGAGCAGGUCAACAUGCGGAUAGAGGGCUGCAUUAUAGGUUUUGAUGAGUACAUGAACCUAGUUCUUGAUGAUGCAGAGGAGGUCCACAUGAAGACUAAGAACAGAAAGCCGCUGGGGAGGAUCAUGUUGAAAGGAGACAACAUUACCUUGCUGCAGAGUGUGACCAGCUAGGACAGUGGAGACGCCUACAAGUCUUACCUUUCCUAGAAAGAAAUGUUUCCCUUGUUUUGUUUUUGCGAAUGGCGUUAAGUAUGUUUGUGUUUAUACAACAUGAAUAUUGUAAUUGUUUCUUUCUACCACGUGGAUUUGAGAAUAAACAUUUUUUUUCUUAC